Molecule: messenger RNA, 2906 nt
Organism: Cryptotermes secundus
Lineage: Eukaryota; Metazoa; Arthropoda; Insecta; Blattodea; Kalotermitidae
Exons: 3
Coding region: 27-1736 (569 amino acids)
Source: RefSeq, a predicted model, not a curated record
GUUCGCGGGAUCCAGCCGCAGUAUCCAUGGGGGCCGCGUGGUGCAGAGAGCGGUCGUUGGAGGCGCAUGACUCCAAGUCUCCACUCCGCAGAAUCAUCUUACAGAUCUGCCCAACUGGGCGUGCCGAGCAGCGACCAAGAGCUUCCGAGUUCAACAGUAACAAAAAUGAACUCGACAGGAUCAAGAGCAGACCUCUAGUAAGUCAGCCAGUGCCAAUUCAUACCACACACCGGCCCAUCAGCCAGACGCAUGCGCUGAACGCCUGUUCGAAAUGGGAAGAUGCAACACUGAGCGUUCCCGAAACGCGUGAUGAGAGCAGAACACCAAUCCCUCCACCCAGGAAGAAGAAGCAGCAACGUCUGCAGCAGGAGGGGUGGAAGUCCAUCCCUCGGCCUCCACCACCACAGCCACCUGAAGUCGCUAAGAAGAAGCGACGACAGAAGGCCCUAUCCACUGCUUCGCUGCCGAACUACGCCGAGCUGUCACUGUCUGCUUGCAGUGAGAAUCCCUCCUCUGGCCACAAGUCGCCUCCAAGAUCCGAGACAUGUGUGCCCCUCUCGGCGAAGAGCUCGGGACUUAGCUCGUUGACCGUGGAAAAGAUCGAAAACUGCGUCAGAAGAUGCAAAAGCUUCGGGGCCUUCAAGCCAGAACAACUGAAGCUGAAGAGUGCACCCAGGUAUUCCUCUGAGAGCGACGACUCGUUUGACGGACUGGAUGACUGGGACCUGCGCGUCAUAGAACACUGUGACGCGCACGAGGACAGCCCACCGCACACCAUGUUGCCCACACAAAGGGGAAGCAGGAAGAGUUCAACUGACGGCAAAGAAGACCACAGGGAAGAAAUUUCGACGUCACCAGACCGAGGAAAUGAAACGACGAACUUAGUAGAUCAAGGGAUGGAUCAACCAGACAAAAUUUCGACGUCCACCACUUCACACAAAGAAACAGCAAGCAUAAUAGAUGGACGGAUUGGUCUUCCAGAAGAAAUUUCAUUGGCUGUAAUUCCAGAAAAUCAAACGGUGAGCCCACCGGACAGAGGAAUGGAUUCUCCGGAAGAAACUUUAUUGUCUGAUGCUUCACAUGCGGAAAUGACGAGGAGUUCAUCUGGAUGCAAAGUGGGUCAAGCAGGAAGUCCAAAACCGCAAGAAUUUGAAGCGUUAAAUCAUCCAGCUCGGCCAGCUUCUGAAAUCGACGGCACAACAUUCCUGGUGUGUGAUUCCGUAAAUCAGAAGAACUCGACGGUAGACUCGAGGCUUGCGAACGGCUUCAGUGGCACAGGCACUCCGACAGGACUGAAGACUCCACCGCCCACCCCAGAGAAUUCAAAAUCCAAAUUGCAAGAGAGGCUGUUUCAUCAAGAUGACGAAGUGACUCACUCGUCCCUUCUCCGGCUGCUGAAGGAUUAUGAGACCGCGGAUGGUAAGGUGGAGGAAAUAGGAGUUAAGCCAGUUCUGAAUGGUUUGGGUGUGCCACCCACCUUGAGAGAGUCGACCAGCCGGGGCAGUAGUCGGCGUUCCUCGAUGACACCAUCCCUCAGCGAGCUAGAGGCGGCUCUUAGUGACCUCCUCGAGGCAUCAGCCUCUCGAACGGGUGCCGAAGAGGACGAGGGCGACGUCACGCCGCCGGUUCAACAGACGCUGAGAAUGAUCUCCCCAAAGCCAUUCAGCGCCUUCAGCAGCUCAUUUCACCCCGUUCAGACAAAUGUGGGGAGCAAACAGUUAGAAACUUCAGCGUGAUGCUUCAGUAGCUCACAUGUAGAUAUGUACAGCUUUGAACUAACUCUCAGCACAGCCUAUGUCAGGAGUGCCAGAUCGUCUUCCUCAGGUACAAACAGAAAGUCGAGUUGCAGUCGUCUGAACCCCCUGAUACUUAUUUGGGGGAUCAUGGGUCCCAAUCUUGGCUCAGAAAAAGGCUACGUGCUUAAAAUUGUCGGGUUUUUCCUUAGUCUUCUAAACUGAUGGCGGCUUUAAAAUCAAUUCAAGGGUAUUAUCAUAUUAAUCAUCAAUAAGUUAUCGGGAAGUUAUUUUCACAUUAUCAGCGUAUAGACAACAAAAGAUGUCACAAGGCAUGGCGAAACAGACGCCACAGAAAAUUCAAUUGAUUCUACCCAUAGGUAGGCCGCACAUCGGCAUGCGUCAAGACAUAUAACAGUCAAGACACGAUGUCUGCGACAUGACGCAAAGAAAGGAGCACAGUUGAAAUGAAUGAGAUUAUAAAAACCACAGCACAGCGGUCUCAGUCAUGAUACUGAAGAAUCACGAAUGAAGCAAUACUGCGCCUUUUGUCUCUUGUCUUGACGCAGUUGAUGUGCGGCCGCCCUUACGCUUCAGUCAUUCAGCUAGACUCUACAUAAUAUUAAAACAAGUCCGUGGAAGUUUGGGGGAAUUAUUAUGCCCGGAAAUACUUAGAGAAGCAACGGAAACACACUACGAAAUGCUCGUUACCGGGUCGAGGUUCAAAGCCCGGACCGCAUAGGUUUGAUGGUACCGGGCGCUGGGCCAUGGUUUUGAAUUCCCCCUCGGAACAUAUAUGUUUGACCUCGAUUUUGGGGGUUUCAGUGAUGCGCGAUGGAAUAAAAGUUGCAACGAACUGAUCAUCCGAACAGGGAUACCUAAACAAAUUACUGUCCCGGAAUAAUUGUAGAUGUAAACAGGCCAAGUAUAAAAUCCCUUAUUUGUUUGUAAUUCGAGAACAUCGAAGUUUGCUGAAGGCUGUUUAUACAUAACGUAUCAACUGUAGAGGGUUCUUUGGACAUCCUGUGAGUGCCAUUGCAUUAUAGCGGACAGCAAAGGCAACAUAUUAAAACGAAUGUCGUUUCUAGAAAAUGACACCACACUGUAUAUGAAAACAAUUUGUUCCUACCCCCGCUUUGUACACUAACUGAAUAUAUGAGAUUGUUACAGGUU